Elephantulus edwardii (Cape elephant shrew) is the source of this 2504-nucleotide messenger RNA. It is a transcript of the gene SH3D19, whose product is annotated as SH3 domain containing 19. Lineage: Eukaryota; Metazoa; Chordata; Mammalia; Macroscelidea; Macroscelididae. The record is from RefSeq and is a predicted model, not a curated record. The transcript has 15 exons. Gene Ontology annotation, molecular function: protein binding. Bases 1 to 2361 code for a protein of 786 amino acids.
AUGAGCAUUAUGAACACAGAACGAAACCAAAAUAGUAUUGUCUCCAGAGUCAAAACAUUUGAGGGUCAGACAAACACAGAAACCUCAGGGCUGCCCAGGAAACCAGAAAUUGUUCCACGCACAGCCCCACCACGGCCCACUGUUUCCUCAGGGAAACCCCUGGUGGCUCCCAAGCCAGCUGCUAACAGAGCUUCUGGGGAAUGGGACUUGUGGACAGAAAACAGAUGCAAGGGAUCCUCCCAGGAAGGGCUUGUUCCACACCCUCCACCUCAAGAAGCAGGCAGCAUCCCAGUAACCAAACCUGAAUUGCCAAAGAAACCAAAUCCUGGCCUUAUCCGGAGCAUUAAUCAUGAGAUCUCAGGAGGAGGACCCCGGGCCAAGGGCCCUGAUGGUGGGAAGAAAGUCCCAACUCCUGCACCAAGGCCUUUGUUGCCGAAGAUAUCAGUUUCAUCAGAAAACCCUGCCUGUCCUCUGAAGCCAGUGGCUGCCCCGCCCCGACUCUCAGUGGCAUCACAAGCCAAAGCAUUCAGGUCUCUGGGAGAAGGAACCCCAGCCACUCCCCCAGUUCCAGUUCUGCCAUCCAAGCCCCCAGGGGACAUUGAUCUUAUCAGCUUUGAUGAUGAUAUUUUACCCGCUCCACCAGCGAGCCUGGCUGAAGAAUCCACCAGUUUGGAGAUGAUCCUAGAUCCCUUUCAGCUCCCCACAAAAGCAGAAUCAACAAAGGAACUCACAGUUCAUCCAGCACCCACCAGGAAGCCCACUGUGAUUCGAAUUCCAGCAAAACCAGGAAAAUGUUUACAUGAGGAUCCACAAAGCCCACCUCCUCUUCCUGCUGAGAAACCCAUCGGAAACACGUACAGUACAGUCUCGGGGAAACUCAGUAAUGUUGACAGAACUAGAAACCUGGAACCCAACCAUGAGGGUCAAGCAGGAGGUUUUGUGCGAGGGCCCCCCAGGUUGCCACCCAGACCUGUAAAUGGAAAAGUCGUACCAGCGCGACAGCCUUCUAAGGGUGCCCCAGAGAGACCACCUCCCCCAAAACUUUCUGCAGCCAGAACAUCCUGUAAAAAACUGCCUUUCAAUCGGUCCUCUUCUGACAUGGAUCUUCAGAAAAAACCGAUGAAUUUGACACCUGGACUCUCAAAAGCUAAGAGUCAAGUCUUUAGAAAUCAAGAUCCGGUGCUACCCCCUCGCCCUAAGCCAGGACACCCGCUCUACAGGAAGUAUAUGCUGCCUGUGCCUCAUGGAAUUGCCAAUGAAGAUAUUGUCUCGGAAAACCCCGGAGAACUGUCUUGUAAGCGUGGGGAUGUCCUUGUGAUGCUGAAGCAGACUGAAAAUAAUUACUUGGAAUGCCAAAAGGGAGAAGAUACUGGCAGAGUUCACCUGUCUCAGCUGAAGAUUAUCACCCCACUUGAUGAACAUCUUCAAUGCAGACCAAAAGAUCCCAGCCUCCCUCAGAAGCCUGUUGACAGUAGUACGCCUCAUGCUGUGGUUCUUCAUGAUUUCCCAGCAGAACAAGUUGAUGAUUUGAACCUUACUUCUGGAGAAAUAGUUUAUCUUCUGGAAAAAAUGGAUGCAGAUUGGUACAGAGGGAAAUGUGGAAGCCAGACUGGUUUAUUUCCUGCCAAUUACGUCAAAGUAAUUGUUGAUAUUCCUGAAGGAGGAAAUGGGAAAAAAGGACCAAUUUCACCUCAUUCUUUUAAACGCUCAAAAUGUGUUGCUCGGUUUGAAUUUAUUGGAGACCAGAGGGAUGAGUUAAGUUUCACUGAGGGAGAAACCAUUAUUCUCAAAGAGUUUGUGAAUGAGGAAUGGGCCAGAGGAGAACUUCGAGACAGAACUGGGAUUUUCCCUCUUAACUUUGUGGAGUUUGUGGAAGACCAUCCUACUUCUGAUACAGCUGUUUUAAGCUCAAAGGUACCACUGAAGACCAAAAAUGAAGAUUCCAGCUCAAAUUCUCAGGAUAAUAGUCUUUCUGGAGAAUGGUGCGAAGCUCUUCACAGUUUUACCGCGGAGACCAGUGAAGACUUAUCCUUCAAAAGGGGGGACCGGAUUCUGAUCCUGGAGCGUUUGGACUCUGAGUGGUACAAAGGCAGACUGAAAGACAGGGAGGGGAUCUUCCCAGCCGUUUUUGUGCGACCUUGCCCAGCCGAGGCAAAAAGUCUGUCCACUGCAGCGCCAAAAGGGAAGAAGGCCAAAGCUUUAUUUGAUUUCCAUGGGGAGAAUGAAGAUGAGCUGUCCUUUAAGGCUGGAGAUAUAAUAAGAGAGCUGGAAUCUGUAGAUGAAGAUUGGAUGAGUGGAGAACUCAUGGGAAAAGCUGGUAUAUUUCCCAAAAACUACAUUCAGCUUCUACCAGUCAGCUAAGGAUGAAGCUUGACUAUGUUCCUUGGCACAAGAACUCACUUGAACUAUCACUUUGACUAUCAGAAUUGUUUUUGCACUAUUUUUUUUAACAGAAAGAGAAAUAUCUACACUGUACGUGAUAUACGAGAGUUUUCUGAAAGCAG